AACCAUUCUUCUCAAGCUCCUUCCCCGGACAGGACACCACCGAUCCUGGUUGGCAACCAUGGCAGCCGCUGGCCACCUCAUCCUCCUGUCAUGCGUGCUCCUUCACGCCCUCCUCGCCGGUCCGGCGGAGGGUCUGGUCCGUGUCGCGCUGACGAAGCGGCCUGCGGACGAGGACGGACGCGUCGUCGCCGGGGAGGACGCGCAGCGCCUCCUCGCGUGGCGGCACGGCCUCGUCUACAACUCCGCCGCCGACGUGCCCAAAGAAGGCGCGGAGGGCCACGUCGUGGCGCUUAAGAACCACCUCAACGCCCAGUACUACGGCGAGAUCGCCAUCGGGACGCCGCCGCAGAACUUCACCGUCAUCUUCGACACGGGCAGCGCCGAGUUCUGGGUGCCCUCCUCCAAGUGCUUUCUCUCGAUUGCAUGCUACCUCCAUGCGAGCUACAAGGCCAGCAAGUCCACCACUUACAAGAAGAACGGAAAAAGGGUUGCACUUCAUUAUGGAACCGGUACAAUUUCUGGAUAUAUUAGCCAGGACAAUGUCCAAGUUGGUGGCCUAGUUGUAAAAAAUCAGGAUUUCAUCGAAGCUACCUUGGAACCGGGUAUAACUUUCAUGUUUAGGAAAUUCGAUGGCAUUCUCGGUCUUGGGUUUAAAGAAAUCGCAAAAGGCAAUGUUGAACCUGUCUGGUACAACAUGGUUAAUCAACAUUUGGUUGGUAGCCCCGUUUUCUCAUUCUGGUUCAACCGACAUGCCGACAAAGGGCAGGGGGGAGAAAUUGUGUUUGGAGGAAUUGAUCCUAAGCAUCACAAGGAAGAUCAUAAAUACGUUCCUAUUACUAAGAAGGGAUACUGGCAGUUUGAUAUGGGUGAUGUCUUGAUUGGAGGAAACUCCACAGGAUUAUGUGCAUCUCGAUGUGCAGCUAUAGCAGAUUCGGGAACUUCGUUGCUUGUUGGCCCCACAGCCAUAAUUGCUCAGAUAAAUGAAAAGAUUGGUGCGCCUGGAAUUCUCAGCCAAGAGUGCAAGGCAGUUGCUUCUCAGUAUGGGCAACGGAUCUUACAACUGAUGCUAGAUGGGAUCGACCCGACAAAAAUAUGUCCUUCUAUUGGUCUAUGCAUUCAGAAUGGAACUCAAGGUGUGAGCUUUGGUAUUCGGAAUGUGGUAGAUGAUGAAGCUGGGAGAUCAAAUGAUGCCAUGUGCCAUGUUUGUGAGAUGGCUGUUAUGUGGGCAAAGAACCAACUUGCACAGGAUCGAACACGGGAUCUUAUAUUGAAGUACAUUAAUAAGCUAUGUGACUAUAUCCCUAGCCCUAUGGGAGAAUCAUCAGUGGACUGCAAAAGACUUGAAUCCCUGCCCGACGUCGCCUUCACCAUCGGCGGCAAACAGUUUGCGCUCAAACCAGAGGAAUACAUCCUGAAGGUCGGUGACGGAGAUGCUACUCAGUGCAUUAGUGGAUUCAUAGCCAUGGAUAUUCCUCCCCCAAAUGGUCCUAUCUGGAUCUUGGGCGACAUAUUCAUGGGAGCCUAUCACACUGUCUUCGACUAUGGCAACAUGAAGGUUGGCUUUGCGAAGGCGGCAUAGGUAACCAGACGAGCCGCAAAGGAUUUGUCUUUCAUGACAUUUUCUUAUAGAUGUUUCAUAAUUCCCGUGUGGUUUAAGAUAAUAAACAUGUAUGUGUUUCAAAUUGGCCAAGAUACAGUCAUAAUUCAAUAUGGGAAGGAUUAAUAUUUA
Messenger RNA from Hordeum vulgare subsp. vulgare (domesticated barley), 1729 nucleotides. Its product is annotated as aspartic proteinase oryzasin-1-like. The record is from RefSeq and is a predicted model, not a curated record. The coding region runs from base 59 to 1579 and encodes 506 amino acids. Lineage: Eukaryota; Viridiplantae; Streptophyta; Magnoliopsida; Poales; Poaceae. Gene Ontology annotation, biological process: proteolysis; lipid metabolic process. The transcript is spliced from 13 exons. Gene Ontology annotation, molecular function: aspartic-type endopeptidase activity.